Anisakis simplex (herring worm) is the source of this 411-nucleotide messenger RNA. Lineage: Eukaryota; Metazoa; Nematoda; Chromadorea; Rhabditida; Anisakidae. The record is from the annotation of a GenBank genome assembly.
AUGGCACAACAACAGCUGCGAGGCGUUUGGAUGGCAUACAGAGACGGCGAAAAUUGCGGAUUGCAACAAGCCAAAACAUUCGAAAUCAUCCGCGGACUCACUGAAACUGAACGCAGCUCCAUCUUUGGUCAACAACAAUCAAUUGCACAACGAGCGCCUUCGGAUCAAACGGCAGCAACGCCCGAAUUAAUACCGAUGUUCAUACGAACAAGUUCACCUGAACUGACCGAUUUCAAAAAGUGGAUCGCAACGAUACGAGCGCAAAAGUCUCAGUUGGAUGCACGCAUCAAUGCACUACCACCUGAGGCACGUAACGCCUUACAGCAAAUUGAAUCGCUGCGUGCCAAAGAACGUCAAAUUAUACAAUCGUUGAAUCCGCUCGUAGCAAACCAACUGAUUGGUAUUCUUUGA